This is a messenger RNA of Pollicipes pollicipes, 752 nucleotides long. RefSeq lists its product as uncharacterized. Bases 342 to 752 code for a protein of 136 amino acids. The record is from RefSeq and is a predicted model, not a curated record. The transcript is spliced from 3 exons. Lineage: Eukaryota; Metazoa; Arthropoda; Thecostraca; Pollicipedomorpha; Pollicipedidae.
GACGGGCUGGUGGCAACGGUGACUGCGGCUGGUGGCAACGGUGACUGCGGCUGGGGGCGACGGUGACGGCGGCUGGGGGCGGCGGUGACGGCAGCAGCGGUGACGGCGGCUGGUGGCGACAGUGACUGCGACCGGGGGCAACAGUGGCGUGGCUGGUGGCAGAGGUGACGGCGGCCCGGGGCGACAGUGACGGCGGCCGGGGGCAACAGUGACGGCGGCUGGGGCGACGGUGACGGCGGCAGCGGUGACGACGGCUGGUACCGACAGUGACGGCUGUUGGGGACAACGCCUCGGACUGCGAGAGCGGCUGGCUGCAGGUGGCUCACAACCUGAGCCGCACCAUGAUGCGGCGGGAGAUGAUCAUCGUGGAGCCCUACCGACGCCGCCGCUUCAACAGCCACAGGAGGCGGGUGGCCUCCGCCUCGCCGACGGUGGACGCGGGCCCGCCGUGCAGGCCCCGCCACGUGGUGGAGCCGGACCGGCGGCGGGCGGAACGGCGCCAGCGCCAGUGGCGCCAGCUGGAGGUUGACCUCCGCCUCAUGCGCGCACUGGCCGACAUCAUGAACUCCAAACGGAUGGACGACCGCAACCCGGACUUCGACAAGUACCGCCAGCUGCUACGGCGCAGCAGAGCGCGCAGCGUGGACCGGAGCCCGCCGCUGCCGCCACCGCCCGACCUUGACCCGACCCAUGACCAGCGCGGACACCCGGUACAGCGGCCGGGCGCGGCCGGUGGCGCCUCUGCGCACUAG